ACACGUACUGACCUCAGGAAGAUGGCGGCAUUACAGAACCAGACGCUAUUUCCGGUGGAGACUUUCUUCAGUUAAAUGAUUUUAAUUGAACUCAGCAACGCUGUAAACGAGUUGCCAUGAAUCUGUAAUGUAUAUAAAAGGAGUGUGGGCUUUACAAGUGUUCUUCAGUUGAUUGUCUGAGAUGGAGGAAGAAAAUCAGCCACAAAUCAUGGAAGAUGAUGAUGAUGAUGAAGAUGAGGGGGCUUUUGAGUGGGAUGCAGCACACGAGGAUGACCGAGACUUUGAUUGGUCGGAGAAUGAAGAUGAUGAAGAGCAGGUGUUUGUGUCCAGAUCGAGUCCGGCAGAGCGCAGCGGUCACAUCGCAGUCACUGACGGCAGCUGUAUGUUUGUUUGGGCGGGUUAUAAGAACGCUGAUGCUGAAGCGCCGGGAUUCAUUGACUUUUACUUGCCCAAGAAUGAAAUCUGGAUAUACAACAUGGAGACGAGAAGAUGGAGAAUGAAGCGUUCAGAAGGAGACGUGCCAAACUCCAUGUCGGGCAGCUGUGGUGUGUGUGUGGAUGGUGUUCUGUAUCUGUUCGGUGGUCAUCACGCCAGAGGAAACACCAACCUGGUGAAGAUUUCUAACAAUCCCACAGGACGAUUCGAGUUACACUUUUACAUUUCAAACAUGUUGCUUUUGCUUCUGUGUGUUGUGCAGGUUUAUCGUCUGCCGCUGCGAGCGUUUGAGUUGCGUUGGGAAAAGAUGAGCGAUCUGACGGGUCUGCCGCCAACAUGUAAAGAUAAACUGGGCUGCUGGAUUCACAAAAACAAACUGGUGUAUUUCGGUGGCUACGGCUACAUCGCACAACCGGGUCACAGAGGAACAUUUGAACUGGAUGAGAAUUCAUUCAUGGGGAAUCACGCGGGCCGCGGGUGGAAUAAUCACAUACACAUCCUGGAUCUGGAGACGUCAGCCUGGACUCAACCCAUCACACAGGGAAACGCUCCGUCACCACGAGCAGCUCACGCGUGUGCCACAUUAGGAAACAGAGGUUACGUGUUUGGAGGACGUUAUAUGGAUCAUCGGCUGAAUGAUUUGUACUUCAUUAAUCUGGACACGUGGGAGUGGAGCGAGAUGUGUGUUCCUCAAAACGGUCCCGUCGGCCGCUCGUGGCAUUCUCUCACACCAGUGUCACAUGAUCAUCUCUUUCUAUUCGGCGGCUUCACGACCAACAGAGAAACUCUGAGUGACGCCUGGAUUUACUGUGUCAGCACAAACGAAUGGAAAGUGUUUAAACACGAGCACACGGAGCGUCCCCGAUUGUGGCACACGGCGUGUUUUGGUGCUGAUGGCGAGGUGUUUGUUUUUGGAGGAUGUGCUAAUAAUCUUCUCUCUCAUCAACAAGCCGCUCAUAGUAAUGAACUAUUGGUGUUUAGUGUUCAGCCCAAAUCGCUGCUCAGGUUCUGUUUAGAUGCAGCUGUUGAGCACCAGAAACAUCUGGAGAACAUGUGGAACGUUCUUCCCAAACAUCUACUGCAUCGGCUUACACAGAGGAUCAUGGCAGAAUCCUAGAACACAAUUACACGCUUCAUCAAACAUGAUGAGAACAAGAAUAUUAGUGUGAAAACUGUAAAUACUUCAUUUACUCGCUGUAAACACACACAAAUAUUCUGUAUUUGAUUUGAACAUUUUUACUAAAUAUUUAUGAUAAAAACACAUUUCCAGCAUUAAAUACAUGGAAUUAACAAGCCACCAUCAAACACUGUCUUGUGUGGAUAUUAUUACAUCAUUUUUAUUAUUAAAAUUUGCCUCAUUAUUACCAAACAAUUCAUUCUUUGUGUGUGCGAGAGAUCCUGUCAGUCUCCAAAACCAUUUAUAAUAAUUCUGAAUCAGACAUCAGUACUUUUUACAUCAAUACAGAAGUUUCUGGAUAAUUUUGAUCCUUGCAGGAAAAAUGUCAAUAUCCAUCACAACUCUAAUCCUGAUCAAGACAUUAAAGAAAACUGAAGUGUGUUUUGUAACUCUGUGAUUUUUAUACAGAUUCUUUUUAAAGUUCAUCAGACUUGAUGAAAUAUUAAACUGAAGAUGGUUUUAUUAACGGGUUUGAUUUAAGUGAAAAGGGUUCGUUAUUUUCAUUUCUUUUGUACAAGAAUAGAGUUCAUGUGAUGAUUGUGAAUAAAAACAAAACACAAAACUUAA
This is a messenger RNA of Myxocyprinus asiaticus (Chinese sucker), 2179 nucleotides long. Its product is annotated as kelch domain-containing protein 2-like. Gene Ontology annotation, molecular function: protein binding. The coding region runs from base 182 to 1552 and encodes 456 amino acids. NCBI's taxonomy places the organism in Eukaryota, Metazoa, Chordata, Actinopteri, Cypriniformes, Catostomidae. The transcript is spliced from 13 exons. The record is from RefSeq and is a predicted model, not a curated record.